GUUUAACAAGAUGUGCUGAAUUCAAGGCUGCAUAAGCCUUAUAAAAACCUUCAAUCCAUUUUAGCUACAGCAAACUAAAACCAUGGCUCUCCUAUGGAUUCUCUCCUGUCUCGCCUUCAUUGGCACAGCAUAUGGCUGCGGUGUUCCUGCCAUCUCCCCUGUGAUCACUGGAUAUGCCAGGAUUGUGAAUGGUGAGGAAGCAGUGCCCCACUCCUGGCCCUGGCAGGUGUCUCUACAGGACAGCACAGGUUUCCACUUCUGUGGUGGCUCCCUCCUCAACCAGUACUGGGUGGUGACCGCUGCUCACUGUGGUGUCAGAACAUCUCAUAGGGUUAUCCUUGGAGAGCAUGACCGCUCCUCUAACGCUGAGGCUAUCCAGACCUUGGCUGUGGCAAAGGUUAUCCAGCACCCCAACUACAAUGCAUACACCAUUAACAAUGACAUCACCCUGGUCAGGCUGGCCUCUGCUGCCCAGCUCAACAACCGCGUGUCUGUUGUGUGUUUGCCUGAAAGCAGCGACAACUUUGCAGGUGGCUUGAAGUGUGUUACAACUGGCUGGGGCCUGACCAGAUACAAUGCUGCUACCACUCCUUCUCGUCUGCAGCAGGCAGCUCUGCCUCUACUGACUAACAGCAACUGCCAGAAAUACUGGGGCUCCAGUGUCACUGACGUCAUGAUCUGCGCUGGAGCUUCUGGAGUUUCUUCCUGCAUGGGUGACUCUGGUGGCCCUCUGGUCUGUCAAAAGUCUGGAGCUUGGACCUUGGUGGGUAUUGUUUCCUGGGGUAGCGGCACCUGCAGUACAUCCACACCUGCAGCAUACACUCGUGUCACCAAGUUUCGCUCAUGGAUCGACCAGACCAUCGCUUCUAACUAAAGCUUUCAGAGCCAUGGCAACCAGAAGCAGUUCUUGGCUUCUUCCACCUGAUCAAUAAAGAUUGUUUCAAUGCA
Messenger RNA from Pygocentrus nattereri (red-bellied piranha), 948 nucleotides. RefSeq names its product chymotrypsinogen 2-like. The transcript has 7 exons. Lineage: Eukaryota; Metazoa; Chordata; Actinopteri; Characiformes; Serrasalmidae. The record is from RefSeq and is a predicted model, not a curated record. Gene Ontology annotation, biological process: proteolysis. Gene Ontology annotation, molecular function: serine-type endopeptidase activity. The coding region runs from base 83 to 874 and encodes 263 amino acids.